AAAAAACAGGUUUUGACCAAAAAAAUCAUCAUACUGUAUUACUGUACAGUGUACAUGUACUUUAAUUAUAAAUCAGAAUCAUGGAUGAUUCGAUAAAUAAUACUUUCUUAAUAUGCAUAUAUCAAGUAACAGGAGGAGAGGAGACUUUAAUUUCAAUGGCACAACGAGUCCAUUGUCUACGAUGUGGGACAGAUUAGCCUAAAGGUAUGAAACAAAUCUGAGGGUGAAUUUCUGAAAACAAUGAAAACUAUGAGAAACCCUGAUAGCCAUUACAUUCACAGGACGUCCAAGUGGAAGAAUGACCUGUUUUAUAACAUGGAAGUCGCUCAGGAAUCUAUGGAUCCAAUACUGCUGCACCUUUCAUUAUCGCUGCCACGUUUUUCUUCUUCUCCUCUACUUGUCUUGUCUUCUUAACUUUUUUGUGUGUUUUUAUUGUCUUUCUCUUUAGGUUUAGUUGCAAAGCCUCUUGUGAAAUUAGUAAAGACAUUGUGAGAAUAAUGGUUGUUUAAGGAUGUACGAAGAAUCCUAUGAGACAUAACUCCAGCACCUGCUGGUGAAGUCAAACCACAACCGGUGGUGAAGACCUUUCUCAUCAGCCAAAAACGUUGCAAAUUCGCCAUUAUUCCGACAGACUUCAGGAGAAGGAAAAAAAAAAACCGAAAUGAUGACAUCGAAGGCGAAGGCGCUUACGUUCAUUUGUUGUGUGGCUCUUCUCAAUCUUGCCAUUGCCCAGGAUCAAUCAGGGUUCAUUAGCAUAGAUUGCGGGUUACAACCAGAAAAUUCCAGCUACACGGAAACAUCGACCGAUAUUAAGUAUGUUUCGGAUUCAAGUUAUACGGAUACAGGGACAAGCUAUUUCGUUGCGCCUGAAAAUAGACAAAAUAUGAAGCAGAGCAUGUGGUCCGUCAGAAGUUUUCCAGAGGGAAUCAGAAACUGUUACACUAUUGCUGUUAAUAGCAGCACCAAGUAUCUGAUCCGGGCGGAUUUUAUGUACGGUAACUACGAUUCGAGAAACGAGAUACCGGGUUUCGAUCUUCACUUAGGUCCAAACAAAUGGGACACUGUUGAAUUGGUGUCUCCUCUGCAAACAGUGUCCAAGGAGAUCAUAUAUUAUGUGUUGACAGAUACAAUACAAGUGUGUUUAGUGAAUACAGGAAAUGGUACGCCUUUUAUAUCGGUAUUGGAACUUAGACAGUUGCCGAAUUCUUCCUAUGCAGCUCAAUCUGAAUCACUUCAACUAUUUCAACGGUUGGAUUUUGGAUCAACGACAAAUCUAACGGUUAGGUAUCCAAACGAUGUUUUUGAUCGGAUUUGGUUUCCCGCCACGCCAAAUGGGACGAAGCCGUUAAGUGACCCGUCGACUUCUCUCACAAGCAACAGUACCGGUAAUUUCCGUCUUCCACAAGUUGUAAUGAGAACUGGAAUUGUACCAGAUAAUCCAAGAGGAUUUGUAGAUUUUGGAUGGAUUCCAGAUGAUCCGUCUCUUGAGUUUUUCUUUUACUUGUAUUUCACGGAACUUCAACAACCUAAUUCCGGAACCGUAGAAACAAGAGAAUUCGUGAUCUUGUUGAACGGGAAGUCUUUUGGGGAACCGUUAAGUCUUAACUACUUCCGGACCUUAGCCUUGUUCACUUCAAACCCUUUGAAAGCAGAGAGCUUCCAGUUUUCUCUUCGUCAGACUCAGAGUUCAUCUCUUCCACCUCUGAUCAAUGCUAUGGAGACUUACUUUGUAAACAAACUUCCACAAUCAUCAACGGAUCCAAACGACCUUUCUGCUAUGAGGAAUAUUAAGUCUGCAUAUAAAGUCAAGAGAAACUGGGAAGGAGACGUGUGUGUGCCUCAAGCUUACACAUGGGAAGGUCUGAAUUGUAGCUUCAAUGGCACAAACAUGCCAAGAGUAAUAGCAUUAAACUUAUCGUCCGCCGGAUUGACUGGAGAGAUAACGUCUGAUAUAUCGCGUCUUUCGCAGUUGCAAAUUCUGGACUUAUCAAAUAACAAUUUGAGUGGACCUGCAGUACCAGCUUUCUUAGCGCAACUCCAAUUCCUGAGAGUCCUACAUUUGGCGAACAACCAGCUUAGUGGUCCUAUACCCUCUAGUCUCAUAGAGAGACUAGACUCGUUUAGUGGGAAUCCAAGUAUUUGUUCUGCAAAUGCGUGUGAAGAGGUCUCACAAAAUAGAUCAAAGAAGAAUAAACUUCCCAGCUUUGUCAUUCCUUUAGUUGCAUCACUUGCAGGGCUGCUUCUUCUUUUUAUCAUAUCUGCAGCUAUAUUUUUAAUCCUCAUGAGAAAAAAGAAACAAGACUACGGAGGGAAUGAAACAGCGGUUGAUGCGUUUGAUUUGGAACCAUCAAAUAGGAAGUUUACAUAUGCAGAGAUUGUGAACAUUACAAAUGGGUUUGAUAGAGAUCAAGGGAAGGUAGGAUUUGGAAGAAACUACCUUGGAAAGUUAGAUGGUAAAGAAGUAACUGUCAAGCUUGUUUCUUCACUAUCUUCUCAAGGCUACAAACAACUCAGAGCAGAGGUCAAACAUCUUUUCAGAAUUCAUCAUAAAAACCUUAUAACCAUGCUUGGUUACUGCAACGAAGGCGAUAAAAUGGCGGUUAUAUACGAGUACAUGGCUAAUGGAAACUUGAAACAACAUAUCUCAGAGAACAGUACAACUGUUUUUAGCUGGGAAGAUAGGCUCGGUAUCGCGGUUGAUGUCGCGCAAGGACUUGAGUAUUUGCAUACUGGUUGCAAGCCGCCGAUCAUUCAUAGAAACGUCAAGUGUACAAAUGUAUUCUUAGAUGAAAGUUUCAAUGCGAAGUUAGGCGGUUUUGGCCUUUCGAGAGCGUUUGAUGCAGCCGAGGGAAGUCAUUUGAAUACAGCUAUUGCUGGGACUCCUGGAUAUGUUGACCCCGAGUAUUACACAUCAAACAUGUUAACAGAGAAGAGUGAUGUGUACAGUUUCGGUGUAGUUCUAUUAGAGAUCGUUACUGCGAAACCCGCUAUCAUAAAGAAUGAGGAAAGGAUGCAUAUAAGUCAAUGGGUUGAGUCUUUGCUUUCAAGAGAAAAUAUUGUAGAGAUUCUUGACCCGAGUCUUUGCGGAGACUAUGACCCAAACUCGGCAUUCAAGACCGUGGAAAUAGCCGUGGCUUGCGUUUGUCGAAAUUCGGGCGACAGACCUGGGAUGAGUCAAGUGGUGACGGCUCUUAAGGAGAGUUUAGCUGUAGAAGUUGAGAGGAAAAAGCAUUUGCCGGUUGGAUCAACAGAUUCACUUGAAGAGCUUGCACUUGGCUUUGGAUCUAAUCCACCUCCUCGUUUGAGAUGAUUAUUUAUUGAUUUUGUUUUUUGUAAUGUUUUGUGGUCUCUGAAAAUAAUUUGUUAUAUAUGUCUUCUUCUUUUUUUGUGAGUUGAUAUAACCAAAAAAAUCGUUGUGCAUACAGGCUUGAUCCAGAUAUGAGGAUUUUUCUUACCG
Messenger RNA from Arabidopsis thaliana (thale cress), 3457 nucleotides. RefSeq names its product Leucine-rich repeat protein kinase family protein. Gene Ontology annotation, cellular component: membrane. Bases 662 to 3310 code for a protein of 882 amino acids. NCBI's taxonomy places the organism in Eukaryota, Viridiplantae, Streptophyta, Magnoliopsida, Brassicales, Brassicaceae. The record is from RefSeq and is marked reviewed. The transcript has 13 exons. Gene Ontology annotation, molecular function: protein serine/threonine kinase activity; ATP binding; protein kinase activity.